Molecule: messenger RNA, 610 nt
Organism: Eurytemora carolleeae
Lineage: Eukaryota; Metazoa; Arthropoda; Copepoda; Calanoida; Temoridae
Product: small nuclear ribonucleoprotein Sm D3
Exons: 3
Coding region: 31-486 (151 amino acids)
Biological process (GO): spliceosomal snRNP assembly; RNA processing
Cellular component (GO): U1 snRNP; U5 snRNP; catalytic step 2 spliceosome
Molecular function (GO): RNA binding
Source: RefSeq, a predicted model, not a curated record
UUUAACAAUACAAAUUUUCAGAAUUAAACCAUGAGUGUUAUCGGAGUUCCCUUGAAGGUUCUUCAUGAAGCUGAAGGUCAUAUUGUCACAAUUGAAACCACCACAGGCGAGGUGUACAGAGGGAAACUUAUUGAAGCUGAAGACAACAUGAACAGUCAAAUGGCAAGUGUCACUGUCACUUUUAGGGAUGGACGUGUUGCUCAGUUAGAGCAUAUUUAUAUCCGAGGAUCUAAAGUCAGAUUCAUGAUUCUCCCGGACAUGUUGAAGAAUGCUCCCAUGCUUAAGAACAUGGCCACCAGGGGCCGGGGUGGUGGCGGAACUAGAGGAAAAUCCGCAAUCCUUGGAGCUCAAGCUGGAGCAGGAGGACGGGGACGUGGACGUGGAGGCCCUGGUGGUGAUAGAGGAGGUAGUCGAGGGGGAUUUGGAGGAAGCAGAGGAGGCGGAGGAUUCGGAAACCGAGGAGGGUUCGGCGGAGACAGAAGAUAAAUCCUGCUGCAUCAAGAAUGCAAAGAAAUCCACCAGAAAAAUACUUUUAGAUUGCGGAUUUUUUUUCAUAGAUUAUUCCGUUUUAAGACCUGCGUCCUGUAAUAAACGAUCUCCUUUUUUCAGA